AUGGGACUCGUAAACUGCAGAAAGAACCUAAGAGAAAAAAAUGUCCGAACGUAUCUUGUUUCCUCGCUACCAGGUCUACCCCGUUCCUGCCUCCUUCGAGACCCUCACGAUUCCCAUUUAGCGGGCGGGUUGUGGGUUGCCAAACUCUCCAACGCUCCUCCCCUGUCAAGUCUAUCUGUCCGGGCAGGGAAAGAGCCAAGAGCUAUGGAAGUCUCUUGCCGCGAAGUAUACCUGAGGACUCAGGAGAGGGAACAUGGACGUUUUGUCAAGCCAAGCGCCAUGGAAGAUCUACGGCAGAAACAGUACGGCGGACGUUACAACGCCAAGGGUGCCGCCCGAGUUUCUCUGGUCUUUGCGCAGUCAAACUCGCCAUUCUGCCCCCCUCCACGAGUCCACCCUCGACGGCCCCGACCUGUCUCACGACUCGCUGCAACAGCGGCUGCCUCUGCCGACUUGGCCAGCCUCGAAACUGCUACUCUAUCAAAGCUUCGCCUCGCCAGACAUCAUGUCAGAAAGGCUUGGAUUUGCUGGGCAUCGAAACCAUCCGCUCAUCCUCCACCCUCGGUGCCGACUGUAUGGGGUUCCCCCAUAAUAUUGGCACUGCAUCGGACGCUCUCCAGACUCUUGGCCACCAUCGGAGAGUCCAUUUCUGCCACCCGUAGAGCCUCAACGCAGCACCCAACUUCUUGGCAGCCCAUAUGGAAUUCGCCUGAUCACUACAUCUCCGCCCAAAUCACUCUUCGCCGCAUGAAAGAACAUUCUCAAGUCUGA
Molecule: messenger RNA, 771 nt
Organism: Colletotrichum costaricense
Lineage: Eukaryota; Fungi; Ascomycota; Sordariomycetes; Glomerellales; Glomerellaceae
Exons: 3
Coding region: 1-771 (256 amino acids)
Source: RefSeq, a predicted model, not a curated record